UUUCUGAAAUUUAUAUUCGCGAUUUGAUUUAAUAUUUACUUUGAAUAUAAACAAAAUUCAUAAUAUAGAAUAUAUUUGUUGUUAAAAGUUUCAUUGAGCUUACCAGGAGGUCGAUUAUGUAAUUUCGCUUUCACAAAAUUACAUUUUUUGUAUCACCUGCAGUUCCAUUUAUCACUAAAAUUAAUUAUCACACAAGAAGCAUUUUUUUCAUUCAUUCUUUUCAACAAAUUAAAAAUUGUUAACACAUAUUAAUCAUGGUGAAGUGCAGAUGAAACCAAGUGAGAAGUGACUUAAUUUUUGAGAAGACAAAACUAUGUCCUUAGUUCCAAAACAUAGUUUUAGGAAAGUGAAAGUGUAACUUUCAAACAACAUUUCAAAAACAUUUAUUUAUCUAAAAAUAAAAUUAUGUUUCCAGUGACAAUAUUAAUUUUGGUGAAAAGAAAACUUUGUUUCAAGUGAUAUAUAAUAAAUUUUUCCGAAAAUAAAGUUUACUUUCUAGAAAAAAAGGUGUUUCUUUACAUCAUGAAUAAAUUGGGCCAUAAUUUUUUGAACAAUAUUAGUUUUUUUACGUAAGCGGGAAAUACGAAAGCAUUCGGAAUUCACCUGAAUAAAUAUUUCGUUAUAAUUUAAUGAAAACUACUUUAUUAGACUUUUCAAAGUGCAUAAAUAAAACUUCUUUUGAGAAACUAUGCAUGUUUUUCUGUUAUUCAGUGACGAAAAAGUAACACUAAAAUUUCAGAACAUGUAUGUAAAAAGUAUAAUUUUGCUUUGUUUGCUAGGAUUUUGUCAACUAAGUCAUGCUAAAUAUGGUUUUCGAGGUGAACAAGAAUGGGGUUUUGUGACUGUUAGACCAGGCGCACAUAUGUUUUAUUGGCUUCAUUACACCACUGCCAAUGUUUCAUCAUUUACAGAGAAGCCAUUAAUUAUUUGGUUAGAGGGUGGACCAGGACUGUCAUCAACCGGUUAUACAAACUUUAAAGAAAUUGGCCCUUUUUAUUUAAAUCUGACAAGUAGACCCCACACAUUGAUUAAAGACUACAACAUACUUUUUAUUGACAGUCCAGUGGGUACUGGGUUCAGUUAUGCAGAUUCCGAUAAUGCAUAUCCUAAAACGAACGAGCAAGUCGCAAAGGAUCUUAUUAGCUUUACUGAAGAAUUUUUCAAAAACUUUCCUAUUUUAUCCAACGUACCAACAUAUAUUGUUGGGCAGAGUUAUGGAGGAAAGAUAGCUCCUAUCUUCGCAUAUGAAUGGCUUAAGAAAAUUGAAAGCGGUUGGAAUAUUACAAAUCUCAAAGGAAUAGGACUUUCAAGUGCAUGGGCUUCACCUGUUCAUAAUGUUCUAUCAAUGGGACCGUAUUUAUGUGAAAAUGGGCUAAUCAAUGCGAAUGAUACAAAAAUGAUAGAGGACUGUGCUUUUAAAGCAAAUAUAUCCUCAUCUAUGAAAGAUUGGAGAGCUGCAGCAUUAAAUAUGCUUAAAACCUUGGCUGAAAUUCAAAAUUGUAAAAAAAAUUUAAACUUCUAUAAUAUCUUUUCUGAAGUCGAUCACGAAAAUUACAGUCCAUAUGAUGAAGAUGAACCCAAAGUUCAGCAUUUGAUGAACACAAUAGUAAAAUCUGCUUUAAAAUUACCAGAAACUAGUAAUUUUCAUAUAGAUACAAAGCCAAAUGAUGAAUAUCUAUAUGAACAAACCAUGAAACCUGUAACAAAAAAAGUUGAAUAUCUUCUUGCUCAACCCAAUUUUAAAGUAUUUGUCUUUAAUGGAAAACUUGAUUUAUUAGUAAAUCCUAAAGGUACUUUUCAUUGGGUUGAAAAUUUGACAUGGAAAAAUUCAUCUAAAUGGUUAGAAGCUAGAAAAAAACAAUUAAUUAUAAACAAAUCUAUCGAAGGUUACGUAAAGGCUUUCGAAAACUUGAGAAUGUACUGGGUCAAUAGGGCAGGGCAUUUGAUUGCAGUUGAUAAUCCUGUAGCUACAAGGAAAAUAUUAAAAGAUCUUACUAGCGAUUAAUUUUGUUAAUUAAAAUAGCUUUCAAUUUUAAUAUACUGUAUUUAUAAAGUAUUUUAUUAAUUUCAUUUAUUGUACAU
Molecule: messenger RNA, 2082 nt
Organism: Leptopilina heterotoma
Lineage: Eukaryota; Metazoa; Arthropoda; Insecta; Hymenoptera; Figitidae
Product: retinoid-inducible serine carboxypeptidase-like
Exons: 10
Coding region: 689-2005 (438 amino acids)
Biological process (GO): proteolysis
Molecular function (GO): serine-type carboxypeptidase activity
Source: RefSeq, a predicted model, not a curated record